Aspergillus udagawae is the source of this 1227-nucleotide messenger RNA. RefSeq lists its product as uncharacterized. Lineage: Eukaryota; Fungi; Ascomycota; Eurotiomycetes; Eurotiales; Aspergillaceae. The transcript is spliced from 2 exons. The coding region runs from base 1 to 1227 and encodes 408 amino acids. The record is from RefSeq and is a predicted model, not a curated record.
AUGUCAAACACAAAUGCUGGCCUGUUCCUCACGGCCGUGCUGGCUUGGUUCACCCGAGACUUUGAGAGGGUAAUCAAUCGCCUUGAUACUGUUAACAAUGCCCGCGCGAUUGAAUGGAGGACGGAUACUGUGACGGACUUUCGUGGUCACCCUGUUCCUGCAGCUGCUGAACGGCUGAUCCGCUGGGACACCAGACACCCUGACCAAGUCUUCCAGCACGGAUUCGUUCCCCAGUAUACACCUCCAGAAGGAGACGCACUUCGUGAUCAAUACCUCAAUCUGGAGACAUAUGUCGGACAAAACACCCCUUCCAUAUUUGUCAGCACUGCUCGGUAUUAUAAUCAAGACGGUCGCAACCAAAGAUGGACCCCUCGCAACAUAGCGAAUCGUUUCGAGUACGAGAUUUUUGCCUAUGGUGGUAUUGACAUCAACCUUAGCUUGGGUCAUGAUCAUCAGUACAGCAACCAGAGGGAGAUAGCAUUCCCCGGUGGUAUCAGGCCCGAGUUCAUUCGGACCGCUCGUGAAUAUGAUGGGGACGGGCGAAUCAUUCGCAUAUGGGUCAAUGGAGGUUUCGAUCCAUCCGCUAAUGGUGCCGGCCACUCGCCUGAUCUCCGUCAGUUCCCUGACCCAGUGUGUGGGUCAAGAAUUCCUGUGGUGUAUUGGACGGGUCCUAAUUCCAAUCGACAUGAUGAGCUUCGACGUGACACCAUGUCCGCUGUGGAACCCAUGCGUGAAGACGGCGGCCUUCAGACCGAUGACUUGUUUAACGAGCAAUGCCCCGCCAUCCUUCAGCCAAAUGAGCAUAUCGACUCUGUGAGGCUGGAUGUCCAACUCUCAGAUGAUCUAUCUUCCGGAACCGAUGAUGAUAUUUUUGCAAAAAUUGGAACCGGCGAAAAGUUAAUAACACUCUUCAAGGCGCCCUCUAGAGGCGAAUCCAAGAAUAUCGAGGUCAACCUGCAAGAAAUCUAUGGAAAGAGCAGAAUUCGGAUCACAGACCUGAAGAGUUUGACCAUAUUCCAAGCUCCAGUGCCCCACCCUAUUGCUUCUGAUGACUUCAAGAUAAAGGGUUUCACAUUGUAUAUUCACACCGUCCAGUCUGGCCGAUCUCUUGUGAAUAGUCAAUACAGCUCACUGGAAAAAUGGCUGGGAACCAAAAAAUCAGAGCUUACGCCGGUCUGGUCGGGAAAGCUUGAUAUUCGUGAGUGGGUUGACAACAGGAAUGUCUAG